GCCCCCCAUGAUGCCUCUUCCAGGCUCUUUGGGACAGGCUCAGCAGGUGCUUUUCAGUAUUGCCCCCUCCCCAGCAAUCAUCCCCAUACUCUGGGGUUACCCUCUGCAGCUCACACCCAGCUGCAAGGGUGUAAUAGGGGGGUCCCCAGCAGCACUGCUGCAGCCAUCCCUGGCUGUUUUGCCCAUGGGCAGCCUAACGUGGAAGGGAAGAGAGUUGUCCCUGCUCGACUACAAGACCGCCAAGUUCUCGGUGACGCGGAACCGGCGGGUGGGGCUGCUGCACCGGCUGCUGCAGCUGAGCGCGCUUGGCUACCUGCUGGGGUGGGUGCUGCUGCUGCGGAAGGGGUACCAGGAGCGCGACGCGGCUCCGCGUGUCGCCGUGGUCACCAAGGUGAAGGGGGCGGCGGCCGCCGAGGCCGCGGGGCGGCGGCUCUGGGACGCUGCAGAUCUCACCUGGCCUCCGCAGGGAGAAAAUGUGCUUUUUCUGGUGACCCAUUUCACUGCCACAAUCCAGCAAGCCCAAGGCACCUGCUCCGAGAGCCCCUCUGUCCUCGAUGGGAUGUGCACAGAAGAUGCAGAUUGUCCGUUGGGAAAACCUGUGGUUCAUGGCAACGGGAUAAAAACUGGGAAAUGUUUGAUGUUCAACACCACCCAUUCCACCUGUGAAAUCUAUGGCUGGUGCCCUGUGGAGAAUGACGCCCUGCCCAGGAAACCUCUUUUGGCUGAGGCAGAGAAUUUCACUAUUUUUAUAAAAAAUACUGUCCACUUCACCAAAUUUAACUUCUCCAAGUGCAACACUUUACAAACUACUGACCCCAGCUAUUUCAAGAGCUGCACAUAUGAUCCAGUCUUCAACCCCUCCUGCCCUGUGUUCCGUGUCCGUGACAUGGUGGAGGCAGCUGGAAAGAACUUUGGAGACCUUGCACUCCUGGGGGGAAUCAUCAGAGUUCUUAUCGAGUGGAACUGUGACCUGGACCACCCCGCUACCCAGUGCCAGCCACAGUAUUCCUUCAGGCUGCAGGACACGAUGUAUAAUUUCAGAACUGCCUCCUACUACUGGGGCUCGCAGCGGCAGCUCUACCGGAACCUGCUGAAGCUCUAUGGGAUCCGCUUUGACCUCUCUGUGCACGGCCAGGCUGGGAAGUUCAGUAUUGUUCCUACUGCCGUGAGCUUCGGCACCAGCAUCGCUUUCUUUGGUGCUGCUACGAUGGUCUGUGACCUGAUUCUGCUCUACCUGGAUGCAAAGGCUGACCUUUAUUGGAAGGGGAAGUUUGAGGAGGCAAGACCCCCUAAAGGUAAGCCUGAGGCCACAGCUUAGGGACAUCAGGAAUGCUUCACCACAAAGACCCUUUCCCCCAGAGCCACCUCCAGGUGGAUAUGACAGGGACAUGGCUGCAGCCCCGGUGGAGGUGGGCCAGUUGGGAUUAGGAUCUGCCUUUCCUGG
Molecule: messenger RNA, 1444 nt
Organism: Sturnus vulgaris (Common starling)
Lineage: Eukaryota; Metazoa; Chordata; Aves; Passeriformes; Sturnidae
Product: P2X purinoceptor 6
Biological process (GO): calcium ion transmembrane transport; response to ATP
Cellular component (GO): plasma membrane; cell junction
Molecular function (GO): purinergic nucleotide receptor activity; extracellularly ATP-gated monoatomic cation channel activity; ATP binding
Source: RefSeq, a predicted model, not a curated record